AAAAGGAAAAAAAAGAAAAAAAAAAGGAAAAUAUCUUAUCUCAUCUCCCUCCUCCCGGCCAUCAGAGAUCCUGAGAAGCGUCGACAGCCAGGAGGAGCUCGCGGCUCCAGCCUCUCCUCUCCACCUCCACGUGACCUCUCCGGCGCCGGCUCAUGUCUCUCCUCGCCUCGCCCACGCCGUUCGGCGCGGCCGUCCGCCGCCGCGCCCCGGCUGCGUCCGCCGCCGGGCUCAUCCCCCUGGGCGGCCGCGCCGCGCUGCACGUGGCGCUCGCGCGCAGGGGCGGCGUCUCGUCCCGCACGCAGCGGCGCCUCGAGGAGCGCGGCAAGAAGCGCCGUGGGGGCGCCAGCGUCACCGCGCCCGCGCCGCCCGACAUGGACGAGGAAGCCGCCGGUGGCGGGGUGGACUGGGAAGGGGAGCCGCUGGGGUUCGAGGUGUCGACGACGCCGAUGCCCGAGCUGCCGGACCCGGAGAAGCCCGACUUCUGGGAGGGGUCCCAGUGGGACGCCCUCGGCUUCUUCGUGCAGUACAUGUGGGCAUUCGGCGUCUUCUUCGGCCUGGUUGCCUGCGGGUUUGCUGUGGCUACGUACAAUGAAGGGGCAACAGACUUCAGAGAAACUCCUUCUUACAAGGAAUCAGUCCAAACGCAGGAGUUCCCAGAAGAGUCAGAAUCAUCAGGCUCCGAUGUGUUUGAAGGUAACCCAACUGAGGUAGCACCGGCUCUGGAGUAGGAGGUUGAGAAGGCGUCGCAAAGGAAACUGAAGGCUGGCUACUGGAGCUAUAAGAUUGUGCAGGAGUCAGCAAGACAUGUACACGACCGUACAAGAACAAGGUUCACUCAAUUGGAACGGGGUAGUUUUAUGAUAAUUAGCUGGAAAUUACUGUGUACUAAAAAUUUCCCUUGAUUAUCCUAUGUUGGAAAUCAGAAAACACGGAUAUAGAUCAUAGCGGUGAUGAAAUUCAGCAGUGAUAUUUAUUCA
This is a messenger RNA of Oryza brachyantha (malo sina), 977 nucleotides long. RefSeq lists its product as uncharacterized. The transcript is spliced from 2 exons. NCBI's taxonomy places the organism in Eukaryota, Viridiplantae, Streptophyta, Magnoliopsida, Poales, Poaceae. The record is from RefSeq and is a predicted model, not a curated record. The coding region runs from base 153 to 728 and encodes 191 amino acids.